CCCGUCUGCAUAAUGAUAAUAAGUUCUAUCCCAAUUAGACAGUGACCUCCACCAUUCGUCCAACAAAUGAAGCUUACAUAUAUAGUUUAUAUAACAACCCACGGUGCCAAAGAGCAAGCCAUAGAAAUCCCAGUCAACAGUACUUUCAGGAUCAUAAAAUGGGUGGUACUGGUUCAUCUUCAAUGAUGAACAGCUUGCUGAUUUACUCCUGGCUCUGCCUGAUGCUGAGUUUAGUGCCCUUCUCGAUCUUCUUCGUUGCUUUGCAGAGCAGACCAAGGAUUGUUGAAGGGACGGUGUUCAUCAAUGGAAGCUCGAGAAUCGGGAGGACAGAUGCAGACUUCAUAUGUGCAACUCUCGACUGGUGGCCUCCUGAGAAAUGUGACUAUGGAACUUGUAGCUGGGGAACAACUUCUCUUCUUAACCUGGACCUUACCAACCCUCUAUUACUCAAUGCCAUCAAAGCCUUCUCUCCUCUGAAGAUUAGACUGGGGGGUACCCUACAAAAUAAGGUAAUAUACGAGACUCAACAACAGGCUUGCACUGCUUCAUUCAUCAAGAGCUCCUCAGAAAUGUUUGGCUUCUCCCAGGGCUGCUUGGCCUUGUCAAGAUGGGACGAACUCAACACUUUCUUCAGGGAAGCUGGGUACAUUUGGACAUGCAGGGCGGAAGUUAUAUUCGGGUUAAAUGCUCUGAAUGGCAGGACAAUAGCUUCUGACGGUUCUGCAAAAGGAGCUUGGAACUCUAGCAAUGCGGAGGCCCUGAUAAGAUACACCGUGAAUAAAAACUUCACCAUUUUCGGGUGGGAGCUCGGGAAUGAGCUGAGUGGGAGCGGAAUUGGAACGAGUGUGGCUCCAGACCAGUACGCGUCUGAUAUAACCAAUCUGCACGACAUCGUGAGGAAAACUUAUGCAAGUUUGGGGAAGAGGAAGAAGAAGCCACUAGUUUUGGCGCCUGGAGGGUUCUACGACGCGAACUGGCUCACAGAGUUCAUAAACAAAACACCUAAAAACUCCCUUCAGGUUGUCACUCAUCAUAUUUAUAACCUAGGACCAGGUGAUGAUACUCACUUGAUAGACAGGAUUCUGGAUCCAUCGUAUCUUGACGGUGGUUCAUCACCUUUCAGUGGACUGCAAGGGAUUUUGAAGAGCAGCGGGAGUUCAGCUGUCGCUUGGGUUGGUGAGGCCGGUGGUGCUUACAACAGCGGCCAUAAUCUAGUCACGAAUGCAUUCGUGUUCAGUUUCUGGUACCUGGAUCAGCUUGGAAUGGCGUCAUCCUACAACACGAAAACUUACUGUCGACAGUCGCUGGUCGGAGGGAAUUAUGGCCUGCUCAACCCUACCACCUUUGUUCCAAACCCAGAUUACUACAGUGCACUGCUAUGGCAUCGUUUGAUGGGAACAAAGGUGCUAUCCACUAGUUUCUCUGGAACCAAGAAAAUACGUGCUUAUGCUCACUGUUCAAAGAAAUCUGUAAGUGAAGACCCUGAAACUAAAUGUAGCUACUGGAAAAUUCAUGAAUGCAGCAAGGAAUCACAAUACUUUUGAUCAACCUCGACGGUAACACGAUAGCUAAUGUGCAUGUUUCGACUGAAAAUGCCAUCACUAUUCAGACAGCUCAGCAACACCACCAGAAUCGAAGAUCAGAAUUCGCUAGGAUGGCAAAAGGUUCCAAAGUUAAUGCACAUGUAAGGGAAGAAUAUCACUUGACCGCUGGUGGUGAUGAUUUACACAGUCAGACAGUACUUUUGAAUGGGAAAGUACUUGCUGUGAAUAAUACAUCUGGAUCUAUACCUUCUAUGGAACCGGUUGAGGCCAGACUUUCGGACCCAAUAACCAUUGCUCCAUUCUCUAUUGUGUUUGCGCACAUUGCCAAUGUAACCGUUCCAGCCUGUAUGUCUAACAGUUGAACAAGAAUGAAAACUGUUCAGUCUAACAGUUGUAUCUCUUCCUGAAAUGCCAAUUUAAAGCCUGG
Linum tenue is the source of this 1971-nucleotide messenger RNA. NCBI's taxonomy places the organism in Eukaryota, Viridiplantae, Streptophyta, Magnoliopsida, Malpighiales, Linaceae. The record is from the annotation of a GenBank genome assembly.